Knipowitschia caucasica is the source of this 537-nucleotide messenger RNA. The record is from the annotation of a GenBank genome assembly. Lineage: Eukaryota; Metazoa; Chordata; Actinopteri; Gobiiformes; Gobiidae.
AUGCCUGAAGAGACUCCGAGCGCAGGCGGCGGCGUUGGCCCCAAAACGUUGCCCAAACAUGAGAAAGAUAUCCCCUUUGAACUGAACAAUUUGAGUCCAGAAAUAAACGGGAACCUGGACGAAUCGGAAAAGCUGGUGGAGAGGGGCGUGGCCAGAGCCAGCCAAUCAGCGAAGCCGUUUUUGGUGAAGACUAUGGAGAAUUUGGACAAACAAUUACAGACGAACCCAAGCAACUUUACAGAAUUCUCCAGCUCAAAGUCGAGUUUGGAAAGCGGCGAUAGUGCGGAGGAGGGGAGCACGAGACUGUCGAGCUCGCCCAGUGUCUACGAUGGGAUCAUGUACAGCGGGGACGAGGCGGGCGCGGAGAGGAUGGGGGUCCCGCGGGUCAGUUUGGACAGUGUGAACGUGAGGUGGUCGGAGGACGGAGAGGACGAGAGGAGCGAGGUGUCGAGGAGGAGCGUGGCCCAGUCCGUCUGCUGCUGCUUCCAGGUACUAACCAUGUCGAGUGGUAGGAAACAGGCACAUUUAUUUAUGUAG